This is a messenger RNA of Cololabis saira (Pacific saury), 5135 nucleotides long. It is a transcript of the gene galnt17, whose product is annotated as polypeptide N-acetylgalactosaminyltransferase 17. The record is from RefSeq and is a predicted model, not a curated record. NCBI's taxonomy places the organism in Eukaryota, Metazoa, Chordata, Actinopteri, Beloniformes, Belonidae. The transcript is spliced from 11 exons. Bases 904 to 2697 code for a protein of 597 amino acids. Gene Ontology annotation, cellular component: Golgi apparatus.
GUUUUUUUUUUCUUUUUUAGGUUUUUCAUCCCUGCAGAAUAAAAAGUGACCUGCUGAGAGCGGAAACGGCGCCGGAUCGAGUCCUGCGUCCUUAUUAAAUACUGUGCACGUUUAUUAGGAUUAGAAAUAAAAACCAGGGGGAGCCUACGGAGUUGCGAGCGGACGGAUCUGGAUGUGCUGAGGAAAUUAGUAAAACGGGAGGAAAAGCGGCAGAUAAGGAGGUCUUUCUUCCUCCCGCCGCUUCCGGAGGAGCCGCGGAGGAGAGGAUGCUGCGGCUCUCCCAGCUCUCCCAUCUCUCCCAUCUCCCCCAGCUCCUCCAGCUCCCGCACGGCCCGCACAGCCUCUCCCCGCCGUGAGAGAGCGUCCUGGGGGAGCCGGUGCGAGGCUGGACGCUGACGGGACGUUCGGACGGGAUUCCCGGAGCAUCUGCGGGAGAUUGGUGCGCGCAGCCUCCUCCAGCCGCAUCACCGCCUCCUCCAGCUCGGAGACCCGGAGGAGACGGAGGAGACGGAGGAGACGGACGUACUGUUCAAUUAUUGAGGAGAAUCUGUCCUUUAAACUCAACAUAUGCCGGUGUCUUUGUCCUACACAUCCCGCGGAUGACGGCCGAUGGCGCACCGGGCGCACCGGCAUCCUCAGCAGGGGGAUGCGACCUAAAAUAACCCCCGUGUCAGACGGUGAGGGAGCGCGUUUAUUUCUAGCAAUCAGUGCACCCGCAGCCUGACACGUGUGCGCGCCUGUGCCGUUUCUGUGAUCCCAGGUCCGCAGAUGUGACGGAUCCCGCAGCUUAUUUCCCCGCAAACCGCGAGCGGACGGACCCCCGGACCCCCCCUUCCUUUCCCUCCCCGACCCGUCCUCCUCCCCCCCCGAUCCCGGAUCCCGACCCCUUCGCCGCUCUUUUUCAUGGCUUUCGUGUUCCGGAGAUGGAGGGUGUUCCUGCUGCUGAACGUGCUGGCGGUGGCGGGGUUCAUGACCUUCUGGACCCGGUGCAACACGCGCAGCAGCGGCGGCGGCGCGCAGGCUCCGGACGGGCCGCGGCCCCGGGCCAACGGGAGCGCGCAGGGGCCCGGAGUCAGCACCGAGCUGCUGCUGAAGAGACUCAGCUCGCUGGAGGACGUGGUGUACCGGCAGCUGAACGGUCUGUCCAAGUCCCUGGGCCUGAUCGAGGGCUUCGGGGGUCGAGGUAAAGGCGGCGUCCCUGCCACGCUGUCACCGGCCGAGGAGAGCGAUGCCAAGUACCUGAGGGAGAAGUACGGCUACAAUGCCUACCUCAGUGACCGGAUCUCUCUGGACCGCACCAUUCCAGACCACCGACCCAACAAAUGUAGGAAGGUCAACUACUCCAGGGACCUCCCCCAAAUCUCCCUGAUCUUCAUCUUCGUCAACGAGGCUCUGUCUGUGAUCCUGCGCUCCGUCCACUCAGCCGUCAAUCACACGCCGGCUCACCUGCUCAAGGAAAUCAUCCUGGUGGACGACAACAGCGACGACGAGCAGCUGAAGGGCCCGCUGGAGGAGUACGUGAACAAGCGCUACCCCGGCCUGGUGAAGAUCGUCAGGAACCAGAAGAGAGAGGGCCUGAUCCGGGCCCGGAUCGAGGGCUGGAAGGUGGCCACGGCCGAGGUGGCCGGCUUCUUCGACGCCCACGUGGAGUUCACCCCCGCCUGGGCCGAGCCGGUUCUGGCCAGAAUAAAAGACGACCACAAGAGGAUCAUCUUGCCUUCCGUCGACAACAUCAAGCACGACACGUUUGAGGUGGAGCGCUACGAGAACUCGGGCCACGGCUACAACUGGGAGCUGUGGUGCAUGUACAUCAACCCGCCCCGGCAGUGGUGGGACGAGGGCGACGGCUCCGCCCCCAUCAGGACUCCCGCCAUGAUCGGCUGCUCCUUCGUGGCCAACCGCGACUACUUUGGCGAGCUGGGCCUGCUGGACUCGGGGAUGGACGUCUACGGAGGGGAGAACAUCGAGCUGGGCAUCAGGGUGUGGCUGUGCGGGGGCAGCAUGGAGGUGCUGCCUUGCUCCAGGGUGGCCCACAUCGCCCGCAUGAAGAAGCCCUACCACAGCAACAUAGCCUUCCACACGCGGCGCAACGCCCUGCGCGUGGCCGAGGUCUGGAUGGACGAGUACAAGUCCAACGUGUACCUGGCCUGGAACAUCCCCAUGGAGAACCACGGCAUUGAUUACGGAGACGUCUCUCAGAGGGUGGAGCUGAGGAAGAGUCUGCAGUGCAAGAGCUUCCAGUGGUACCUGGACAACGUGUACCCGGAGAUGAGGAGGUACAACAACACGGUGUUCUACGGCGAGAUCCGCAACUCCAAGGUGAGCCACCUGUGCAUGGACCAGGGCAUGAAGGAGAACCACACGGCCACCCUGCACCCCUGCCACGGCUGGGGUCCCCAGCUGGGACGCUACACCAAGGACGGCCAGCUCUUCCUGGGCCCGCUGGGCAGCACCGGGGACGACACCCGCUGCGUGGUGGACGACCAGAUCAGCAGCUUCCCGCAGCUGCUCAACUGUGACAAGGUGACGAAUGUCAAGCAGAAGACCUGGCACUUCUCUCAGAACGACUCCAUCAAGAACCGGGCCACGGGACGGUGUCUGGAGCUGUUGCCGGCCAACGUCUACUUCGGCCACCUGCUGGUCCUGCAGCCGUGCUCCGGCCAGAGGUGGACCAUCAAGAACGCCAUGAAGCAAUAACCCACAGGGGGGGACGCCGGACGCCAAAACCUGCCGCUAAGACCUGCCGCCUGGAUUGGGCCGCCUGGACUCGGCCUCAUGGACUCGGCCCGGGACGCCGAAAGGCUCCUCGUCUCCGGGGAAAUGCCAGAGAAAAAAGGGACGGCUGCUGUCAACAUUUCAGCGAAGAACUUAUUUUUUCAGAAGUUAAGAUUCAGUGUGACAAGCAUGAUGAUAGUUUUCCUCCAAACCUCCAGUGUGUUAUAACUCCCACUUCCCCUCAGUGUUUCUAGGUUUAAGGGCAGGAAAUGGACUGUCUUUUCGGGGGGUUUCUACUGUCAUCCUCCAAACCUCUCUGCAAUAUUUUAUUACUUAUUAUUUUAUGUUCUUUGAUGAUGUAGAAGGAGAUAAAAAAAAUAUAAAACUCCAGUUAUAUGCACUGAUCAUGAUGAAUUGAAGCAUCAUCUGUUAAUGAAAAAGGCAAAUAUUGAACAAAAUGAAUCAUUAAGACCCAUGACGGGGUUUUAGUUUUGAUCAGGCAUUUUAGACUGUAAAUAUUUUAAAUUAAAUAGUCGUGGGCCGUGACUGUUGCUUCUUUUUUGUUGCAAUUUUGCAGUAAAUCACGACCCCGCUCCAAACAAGCGAAGCAACAUUUUAUACACGUAUAAGGUCCCAGGACCCCUGGGGGUCGGGACACCGACUCCUUUUCUUUGGUCAUUUCUACCCGGGGCCCGUGUAGCAUCGGACCCGGUCCGUCUCUUAGCAUGAUUGUGAUACUUUAUUGACAAGGGCACAAACGUUACAUUGAAUGAAAGUGAUUUACUGUGUUUCCUGCCGAGUGCCAGAACUACUGCAGGCGGCCAAAUAACUGGUGAGUGGCAGGAACGCUGACCGGGACUCCGGGACACUGAGACACCGGGAUGUCCAGGACACCAGGGGUCCGUUUCACAAAGCAGGUUCAACAAACUCUGAGUCUAAUCCUGAACUCUUAGUUGAUCUACUCUGAGAUCGGAAACUAUGAGUUUUCGGUUCCAGAACAGCGGAUUUGAGUUAAUUUACUCAACUCUAAGUAGUUUCACCUGGAGUUAAGCGCGUGCGCCACAACUAUAAAAAGCCAGCAUCAAUGGAGCCCCAAUUCGACGAGUCACCAUGGCAACCGGCGACAACAAAAGAUCCACAUACUUUUUCUUUUUUUUUCUUUAACUUUAUUUAACAUUUCAAUUUACAAAAUCCCUUGGAGGAAACAUUAGUUUGCAUCUGAAGAUCCACAUACUUCACGCCACUGGAGUUAGAAGUGUUAAUACGUGCGUAUGGCGAGUAUGAGAGCAUAUUUCGGAAAACAAAACACAUUGUAAUUGCCACACACCGUAAUUGGGAAUACAAAGUUGCGUUCCAUAUUGAACCAAUACAGACACAUAUUAUUAUGAUCUUAUUUAUUUAUGUAAUAAUAUACAGGUGGAGGUCAGAAAAUUUGAAUAUAUUGCAAAACUUCAUUCGUAGUUAAUUCAACUUAAAGUGAAACAAAUAUUAUUUCCCACUACAUACAAAGUGAGAUAUUUCAAGCCUUUAUUUGUUAUAAUUUUGGUGAUUAUGGCUCACAGUUUAUGAAAACCCCAAAUAAAAAAUCUCAAAAAAUGUGAAUAUAUUAUGAAAUCAAUAAACAAUUCAAUCAUCAAAAUUAUAACAAAUAAAGGAUUAACAUAUAUUGCUUUGCCUGUAAUGAGACUAAUGUACAUGUAUUACGUGGUCUGAUAACCAUCUCCCGACGAAUAUUUAAUUCUCUGCGCAUUAAUUCUGCACCUUCAUCAAUUGGGUCUUCAUCAAAAGGACAUGCCGUGUUCGUGACAAUGGACUUCUAAUAUAUAUACUGACUCUGUUUUUAAUGACAGACGGCAGAACUUCGCCAAAACUCGCCUGCUGACUGAAUGAAUGAGGAAAUCAAAUGUGCGUGCGGCUCUGAAAGAGGCGGAGACGCAGAGAAACUCCAGGUUCAUUGAGAUAAACCUGGUCCCGACCAGGUUAGGUUCAGAGAGUCUGUUACUACGGUAACUGACCGAGAGCUUAAGUUACCUCUCUUUGUGAAACAGGCUAGAGUUACCUCUCUUUCUCUAGUUUGAGUUACCUCCCUUUGUGAAACGGAAAACUCAGAGUUUCCCUCAUUUCAGGGUUAACAGACUCAGAGUUUUCACUAAACCUGCUUUGUGAAACGAACCCCUGGUAACCCGGACUCCGGGACACCGGGUCAGCGUUUAUGGGAUCGAAGCACCGGGAUCUUUCAGGGGGGUGGGGGGGUUAAAAGUGCUGGCAUGUAUGUAUGAUUCAGUGUUAUUGGUGUUAUUGGAGUUCUGCUCCCAAGAUGGUCUUCCAAUAAAUUACUGGUUUCCUGGUUGGCGCAUGGAUUCAGUUUUUUGAGAAAAUGGUUUAAAAUAAAAAAUAGUAUUUAUUAUUAUUAUCAUUGA